Molecule: messenger RNA, 578 nt
Organism: Cylas formicarius (sweet potato weevil)
Lineage: Eukaryota; Metazoa; Arthropoda; Insecta; Coleoptera; Brentidae
Gene: RpS16
Product: small ribosomal subunit protein uS9
Exons: 5
Coding region: 68-514 (148 amino acids)
Biological process (GO): maturation of SSU-rRNA from tricistronic rRNA transcript (SSU-rRNA, 5.8S rRNA, LSU-rRNA); translation
Cellular component (GO): cytosolic small ribosomal subunit; ribosome
Molecular function (GO): RNA binding; structural constituent of ribosome
Source: RefSeq, a predicted model, not a curated record
GGGUCUGUCAAAUAUUCUGUCGAAAGUCUUCCAUUUCCUUUUCCGCGAUUUGUCUUAAGAACACACAAUGCAGAAGCCCAAGAGAGAACCAAUUUCCGCUGUACAAGUUUUCGGCAGAAAAAAAUCUGCAACUGCAGUAGCCUACUGCAAGAGAGGACGUGGUGUGCUCAGAGUAAAUGGACGCCCCCUUAGCCAAGUGGAGCCAAAAAUGCUCCAAGACAAACUUCAGGAACCAAUCCUGUUAUUGGGCAAGGACAAGUUCUCAGAAGUUGACAUAAGAGUUCGUGUCAACGGCGGUGGCCAUGUCUCUCAGAUAUAUGCCAUUCGCCAAGCAAUUUCCAAAGCUCUGGUGGCUUAUUAUCAGAAAUAUAUUGACGAAGCAUCUAAAAAAGAAUUAAAAGACAUUUUGAUUCAGUAUGACAGGACUUUGCUGGUAGCCGACCCAAGAAGGUGCGAGCCAAAGAAGUUUGGAGGUCCAGGAGCGAGAGCCCGCUACCAGAAAUCGUACCGUUAAAUUUUUUAGGAUUCACUUGUGUUUAUUUGUGUUAAAAUACAAAUAAACAACAUUUAUUUCUAGA